Messenger RNA from Aphis gossypii (cotton aphid), 3705 nucleotides. RefSeq names its product serine/threonine-protein kinase tricornered (gene trc). Gene Ontology annotation, biological process: peptidyl-serine phosphorylation; intracellular signal transduction. The record is from RefSeq and is a predicted model, not a curated record. The coding region runs from base 546 to 2213 and encodes 555 amino acids. Gene Ontology annotation, molecular function: protein serine/threonine kinase activity; ATP binding. Lineage: Eukaryota; Metazoa; Arthropoda; Insecta; Hemiptera; Aphididae. The transcript is spliced from 10 exons.
CUUCGUCUUUUCCCUAUCCGUCGCAGCAGUGUUGUUGUUCCCGCCGGUCCGUGCGUCCGCGUGCAUUGUCGUCGUCGUUGCUCGCGAUCCAACCCGUGCUCGUUCUGUAGGUACCUAACCAUAAUAAUAUUUAAGUAAUAUUAUAUUGUUGGUGAUAUUUUAAUGCACACGUGAUGUUUUUUUUCUCUCGUUAAAAUUGUGUUUAUUUUUAUAUCAAAAUAUAUAUUGUUACAUUUACAGUGCUCCACAAAAAGUGCCGUUUUAUUAGUUUUUAUAUGUUUUUUUGGUUUUUAUCUAUUUUAUGGUGUUAAUUGUUAAAUUAAAAUAGUUAAUAUUGUCUUAAUAGUGUUGUGCAGCUACUUUACUUAUUAUAUUUUAAAUCUUGCGAAUUUGUCGUUUUUGUUUUUUUUUUUUUUUAAUAAAUUUAAACAUUUAAAGGCAUACUGAAAGAACGAAACGAACAGUUAGAUGACUGGGGCUCCGACAAAGGAUAUAAUGUGAACACUGGAGCGCUGAAGGAGCAUUGUUAUAUUAUAUAAGUGCAAAUGUCGCCGUACAGCAGGGAACACCACACGGCCGUCGUAGCGCCUAUUUCGGCAGUGUCACCUGUGAUCGAAGAGUUUGGCAGUAACAAGAAAGACGACGUCGCCGCAGCCGCUGCCGGUGGACUACCGCCUUACCACCAUAAGUACUCUGAGUCUGGAAAACCCGCCGCCGGAUAUACCAAUGGGUUCUCGUUGCUCCGCCGAUUGUUGCGUUGGUGGCUCGCCCGAUUUGGUCAAAAGCCGUUGGUUAAAAAAGGUGUAUUGGAGAUGAGCGCUGCGACCGAAAGUGGUAUCCGGUUGAGCGGACAUACUCUAGACAAGGCCACCAAGGCCAAAGUCACCCUUGAGAAUUACUACAGCAAUCUGAUCGCUCAGCACAUUGAACGGAAACAGAGGUUAGCGAAACUUGAGGAAACAUUAAAGGAUGAAAGCCUGUCGGAGCAACAAAAACAAGAAAAACGACAGCAACAUGCGCAAAAAGAAUCAGAAUUUCUUAGGCUUAAGAGAUCGAGACUUGGGGUAGAAGAUUUCGAACCGUUAAAGGUCAUUGGUCGUGGUGCUUUUGGAGAGGUGAGACUAGUACAAAAGAAAGACACUGGUCAUAUAUACGCCAUGAAAAUCCUACGCAAAGCCGACAUGCUUGAAAAGGAACAAGUGGCCCACGUCCGUGCAGAAAGGGAUGUUCUCGUCGAAGCUGAUCACCAGUGGGUCGUUAAAAUGUACUAUAGUUUUCAGGAUCCAAUAAACCUUUACCUUAUAAUGGAGUUCCUUCCUGGUGGUGACAUGAUGACGCUACUCAUGAAAAAAGACACACUUAGUGAGGAGUGUACGCAGUUUUAUAUCGCCGAAACCGCGUUGGCUAUUGAUUCUAUACACAAACUCGGAUUUAUACACAGGGAUAUAAAACCCGACAAUCUACUAUUAGACGCCAGGGGCCACAUAAAAUUGUCCGAUUUUGGACUGUGCACCGGCCUGAAAAAGUCGCACAGGACGGAUUUUUACAGAGAUCUGAGCCAGGCUAAACCGUCGGAUUUCAGUUUUUUCUGUUCGCCAGCAUCGAGUCCUAUGGACAGCAAACGGCGUGCGGAGAGCUGGAAGAGAAAUCGCCGGGCGCUGGCCUACAGCACCGUCGGAACGCCGGAUUACAUUGCGCCCGAAGUAUUCCUCCAGACCGGUUACGGUCCGGCUUGUGAUUGGUGGAGUGUCGGUGUCAUCAUGUACGAAAUGCUAAUCGGGUACCCACCGUUCUGCAGCGAAAAUCCACAGGAAACGUACAGGAAGGUUAUGAACUGGCGAGAAACGCUGAGCUUCCCAGCCGAAGUGCCCAUCAGUGAGGAGGCCCGUGACGCAAUCACCCGAUUCUGUUGCGAAUCAGACCGCCGUCUCGGUUACAGCGGUCGUGGCAUCGACGAUCUCCGAUCAACGAUAGCGUUCUUCCGUGGCGUCGACUGGGAACACAUCAGAGAACGUCCGGCUGCCAUACCUGUUCAGGUCAAGUCUAUCGACGACACGUCCAACUUCGAUGACUUCCCGGAUGUCAAGCUUGAAAUACCAUCGGCACCGAUAUCCCAAGAUGGUGAAGUGAUCUACAAAGACUGGGUGUUCAUCAACUACACGUUUAAGCGGUUCGAGGGGCUCACUCAGCGGGGCAUAGCUACCAAAAAGUGAUUUUAAACAACGUUAACGAUAGUGCAAUGUGAUAUUUUUAUCUAACCCCCUACGCUUUCCUCCUUAUCCCAACCUUACAACCACCCCUAUAUCCCUUACCCCAACAACGUCCUAUCCCAACCCAACCCCUUAUCCACUCCAACCUACAUACCACGAAUCCUCUACCAUCCCUAUCACCAUUAGUUGGCAUGCAGACUUUAUGAUCUCAAGAAGAAAAGUGUUUUCUUCUCAGCGAUAAAAAAAAAACCAAUUGAAGAUUUCCAAAGACCAAAUGUUUUUUUUUUUUAAUAUAUUUAUAUGUAUGAUAAUCUGUGUAAUCGAUAAUACAUAUUUGUAAUCCAUUCACCGUCAAACACACAAAAAACGCGGGUAUAUUGUGUAGCGUUAAAUUUAAAUGUUCGCAAUGUUCAUUGAUAUUAUUGCACACUAAAAUUAUUUCUUAAGCUUCAUCUAGUCAACUCCUUCGUUUUUUCAUUCUCUUGAACAACUCGAAAUUAAACCAUAUACGCGUUAAUUUAUUUAUCGUAACACGUUCGGAAUCACUGCAAAAAUAUAAAAUAAAUAAUAUUAAUUAAUGUGCUAGGUGACAAGACAUUAGUGUGUACAUAUUAUACUAUUAUCCGUGUACCCUGUACAAUAUGGCCUCUGGAGCAUUGGUCGCUGGUGCUCAGGCGUGGUCAUUCCACAACCGCCUACAGGGAUUGCAGACGUGUAUAAAUGUUGUCCUCGUGCUUAUCAUUCGAGGGGACGUCGAACGUUCGGGACAAUAUUAUUUUUUUAGUGAAACCAUUCGAAUCUUGCCCUUUGACGAGUGUAAAAAAAAAGUUGAUUCUUACGCACUUUUAGCAUGUUCCUAAACUAUAGGUAGUGGUAGCCAAUGAAUAAUUAAUCAUCGGACAACAAGGCCGAAAGCGAUUGACCCCCGGGACAGGUUAGACUUAAGAUUUGUUUUGAUUAUUAUUAAUUUUUCGAUCUGAAUUUUGUUUGUUUACGUGUAGACGUUAGUUUUAACAGUUGUGAUAUUCGCAAAGUUAAUUAUUAUUGUUUGUUCGUAAUUUUUUUUUAUGAUUAUUAUUAUUAUUAUUAUUAUUACUAUUAAUUAUUAUUAUUAUUAUAUUAUUAUUACGUACAUGACGCUGUUUAUCGUUUUUUAUGUGGCGGUUUUAUAUAAUAAUAAAACUGUCGUCUUCUCAAUACUCCUCAUUAGACCACUAUCUGAUUAGAGUCAAAAUCUGUCGUAUAUAUAUAUAUAUGAAAAAAAAUAUAUUAUAUUUUUCAGUACCUAUGUAAAUUUAAAUUUUAAAGCGUGUGUAUUUUUUUUCACUUAUUAUUUUUAUUUUUUGUUUUUUUUUUUUUUUUUUGUUCUCGAAAUAUCGUUGAAUGUUUUUUCUGUGUGUAAAUAUAUGAAUGGAAUGCUUACCGCAAAUGUUCAAAUAAACACCAUCAUCUAUGUCGUGUGAUACUUCCCGAAUAAAAUGUAUUAUUAUUUGGA